Pseudovirgaria hyperparasitica is the source of this 1340-nucleotide messenger RNA. RefSeq lists its product as uncharacterized. The record is from RefSeq and is a predicted model, not a curated record. Bases 309 to 1070 code for a protein of 253 amino acids. The transcript has a single exon. NCBI's taxonomy places the organism in Eukaryota, Fungi, Ascomycota, Dothideomycetes, Acrospermales, Acrospermaceae.
UGCUUUGUGCCUGAAUGACCCACAACGGCCUGCACAGGAGACUUUUCCUACUAAUCCAUCUAUAAAUCCUCCAUCCCCCGUCCAUUCUCGCCUGAUCGGCACAAUACGCUUUCAACUAUCCAAGCUGGGUCUUGUCCACGCUCUCUUUGCUAUACAGCAACCACUCUCUAUCCGAGAUUCACACUCCCUUUCGCUCUAGCAGCACAGACGUCCAGCUCACAGCCAACUACACUCCUUAUUACUACCAUAUACCCCUUUCAACCAAACAUUGACCCUACUUGGCCAUAUACCCUAGUCGAUUCGACACAAUGCAGCUCAUCACCAUCGCCUCCGCUGCCAUGGCGGCCCUACCUAUCGUCAACGCUGCUACCGCUUCCAUUUACAACAAAUGCGACUUUGAUUUCAACAUCUGGUCCGUUUCUGCCGACGGCUCUUCCGAUGCCAUCACCAUCAAGGCAGGUGACAAGUACACGGAGCCGUACAGGAAGCCCUCUCAGGGCGGUGUCUCGCUCAAGAUGAUGAACAACACCGGCUCAGCUGGUCCUGUUGGCCCAGUUUCUCAAUUUGAAUACACUCUGGAGGGCUUUAUCUGGUAUGACAUGUCCAAUGUCGACUGCUCCGGCCAUGCUUGCCCCUUCGCACAGCACGGCUGGUACUUGGACAGCACUGAUCACAAUUGCCCUACUCGCAACUGUCUCGAGAAUGUUGAAAAAUGCAUUGGAGCGUACACUUACUGGAACAACGACAUCAACACCCUCUCCUGCGACUCCAACAACGACAUCCAAAUCUACAUGUGCAUUACCAGCAAGCCCGACAGCAACGAUAACUACACACCAGCUCCCUCUUCCUCAUCUCCAGAGGCACCAGCUUCUGAGCCCACUCAAGUUCAGGUUCAACAAGCCCAGGUAGAGGCUCCAGCUGCUCCCGUUGUUACCCCCUCGCCCGUAGAAGCGCCUCCACAUGUAGUUACCGAGAUCGUCUACGUGACCCAAGUCAGCUACGAGAUGGUUGCGCCAAACAAACGACACGUUCACCACGCACGCCACCCACACGCACGGCCAUUAAUGUAAAGGGGAGGACUAUACAGUCCAUCAUGACGCGUCGACUAAACUUUCUUCCUUCGCGGUCGGCGCGGGGCCACGAAAAACGAGCAUCAAUUUCUUCGAAUCUUCUUGUCAUACCCCCUUUACUUCAUUUGUGUAAUAUUUUUGGCGUCUUCGCCUGUGUACCUAGGGACAUGCAAGCAUGAACAGCGCGCGGUGUUAACGGAGGACUCUGAUAUGAUAGAGAAAUCACGCAAUUCUUCUCAGGAACGCUACUACAGCUUACAGGAGUAUGUU